AUGUACACUAACGAUGCCGAAGAUUACGUCCACAAGGUGUGCGCUUCAGAAAAAGCAGACUACAGUGAAAACUUUGAUUCAGAUUCAGAAGUCCUUGCUCAGUUUGGGAAGUCAAAACAGGAUAGCUGUUCCUCCUCUGUCCGGGAUCGGAAAGUUGAAGGAGAUCAACCGAAAUCUGCCUGUACCAUACGAAAUGAGGAUAGGAAAUCCCGACCGAAAAGAUCCAAGCAUUCGCUAACAUCAAUCAAAGCUCCGAUGAUUAAAAAAACAGUCACUACGAGUCUGAACCCGCAAAUCUCGGCAGUUGAUCGAUGGGAAGCGGCUCAAGUUGCCCUGGCCGAGGCGAACAGUCAAAAUGCGUUGCUUCAACGACAACUGAAAGAGUGUCGUUUGGAAUUACGCACAGUUCAGCGACAAUGUAAAAUGCAAUCGGCUCGGUUGAAUAAAGCGAUUGGUCAGGAAGCUGAUUUGCCACAAAUCAUCGAUCGUCUAACGGCUGAUAUUCGUGCGUUGCAAAUUCGAUUACGAGAAAAAACUGCUCAGUGUGAUGCCAGUCAUCGUCGUAUCAGUGAACUACAGCAUCGGAUUUAUGUGCUCGAGAAAGAUCGUGAGGAACAUCAAGCUCAGACUAAUACAGAUGAGGCUAUGCAACGACGUAAUGCGGCCCGAUUGGAAGAGACUUUGGUCGAAUUGCAAGCGGAGAAGAAGAAAUCCUCGAUGCUAGCACAUCAACUGGAAGUGGCCACAAGAAGUCAAAAGCAUCAAAAUCUCUUGGCUCAUGAACAGAUACGUCAACUGCGCCGUAAUUGUCGUGAUUUGGAAAAUCAGUUGAGCGAACGAACACAACUGCUCCAGGUAGAGUUCUGA
This is a messenger RNA of Echinostoma caproni, 867 nucleotides long. NCBI's taxonomy places the organism in Eukaryota, Metazoa, Platyhelminthes, Trematoda, Plagiorchiida, Echinostomatidae. The record is from the annotation of a GenBank genome assembly.